Messenger RNA from Dentiscutata erythropus, 4548 nucleotides. Lineage: Eukaryota; Fungi; Glomeromycota; Glomeromycetes; Diversisporales; Gigasporaceae. The record is from the annotation of a GenBank genome assembly.
AUGCAUGAUCGGCCAACAUCAGAAAAAUUUUUAAAAUAUGCUUUUAAUCUCUUACCACGGUUAAAUAGUCUUAAUGUUAAAAAAAUUCUUGCAUUAGAAGUUAUUUCAUAUUGCGCUGAAAGCGAUCCUGAUUUACUUACAAAUUUGGGAAAAAAUCAACUUCUUACAUUACUUAAACACAGGAGCGAUAAUGAACAAUUAGUAGCAUUAAGAAUUUUGAAUGGUGUACUACUUCAGGGAGAUGAAACUUUAGUAGAUUAUUUCUUAGAUCCAUUACUCGAAAGUUUUAAAGAUCAUCCUAAUAUUAAUUGUCGAGAAUCAUUUUUUGCCAUAUUAAUUCAGUUAUAUAAGAAAACAUCAAUAGACAGUAAAGUCAAACAAAAAUUGAAAAUCGGUUUGUUAAGAGGGUUAGCAGAUUUAGAUGAAAACAUACAACAAACAUUGACAGAAUUUUGGAAGGAACAACAAGAACUUUCUCAUGAUACGUUUACUUCAUUAAAAGAACUUGUUGGGAGUUUAUAUUGCUCCGAGAUUGAGACGCUCUUUUUACAAUAUUCAUGCUUUUUAUUACUCGAAGGACCAAAAAAGAGCAUAGAUUAUAAGAAACCUAUAUUUGAUCAGUCUUUACCUCAAUCUAAAUUCGAUGACAAUUUUGACAAUAUAGACACCUCAUGGCGAGUGAAUAAUACUAUGACACCUCUCUUCGUUAAUACACAAAAAAAUAAUCAAAAGGCUUAUAAACGAAACUUUAAAGAUGGAUUCGUUCGAGCGACAAAUAAAAAUAAUGCAUUCAGUUUGACAAUUGAUCCAAUGAAUUAUGAUAUUGGAUCUCAAUUAUCAACUUGGACAUUGACACAAUCUAAUUUGUUGUUUGCUCCCGCGAAUACUCCCGUAUUGGGCAAAAGAAAACAGGCUGUUUACGGUGACUCAGAUAAUGCGUCGAAACCAGAAACUGUUUCCAAACAAGUUUCAAUGUUGCGUCAAUACCGAAUUGGCGAGCUUCCUGAUAUUGAAAUUAAACAUAGCGAUAUUAUUGGUCCAUUACAAGCAUUGGCGCAUAGGGACUUGGAUAUUUCUCGGAUUUUAUUUUCAACAUUGUUUGUUUCCAUUUAUACAACCACUGAAGAUGAUACGAUCAUGGAUGUUAAUGCGCAAAAUGAAUAUACAAAUUCAAUGUCUCAACAUAUUAAGACCAUUUUCAACACAACGACUUCAUAUUUUCCACCUUUGAUUAGUAGUUGUCUAAGAAUAUGCUAUGAAAUUCCUGAUCUCAAGAUUAACCCUUCAGCUAUCCGAAAAGCUAGUGAAAUUAGUUCAACAGAGUCAAUGGGUAUAACGUUAAUUGAACAAUAUUUGACACUGCUUCCUCCACAAAGAGAUGCUCUUAAUGCUGAGUUAAUAGGAGAUUAUGCUUCAGCGUGUGAAUUCUAUUUGCAAGCAUUAAGUGAAGUAGAAGAUGCAGAUGAUGCCGAGGUCACAGUUUGGGAGGAAGGCAGAUUUGAAUGUUUUGAAAAAUUAUCAAAAUGGGACGACUUGGCAGAAACCGUGUGUGUAGAUAUUGAUUCAGAUUUGGAAAAGCUUUGGGAUCAGGACUUUCAGUAUCCAUAUCUUCAAUAUUUCAUGCAUAGUUUUUUCAAAUUAGUACAUGGCCAAACCGAAGAAAAUCAUCGUAACAUGUUUUUUAGUUUCAUUGAUCGCGCUUUGUCUGAUCCGGAGCGCAAAUCUUUCUUAACUUCUCAAUAUCCGAUUGAGCUCGCAUUAACAUCAAUAGCACGUAAUGAAACCGAACAGGCACUUCUUUAUAUCAGAAAAGCAUAUGAUAAUUUCUUGUUUACUUGGUCUACAUUGCAUCCGCUGGCAUCUAGCACGAGAUUGAGUAAAUUGAGUUCUUUACAGCAGAUUGUUGAAAUGGAAGAAUAUUUGAAUUUUUCUCAAUCAUCUGAAAAAUCCGAAAAAUCCGAAAAGUGGGAAAAACUUAUUAAUCAUUGGAAAAAUAGAUAUCCUUCAAAACGGCUUGAUUCUACCAAUAGUUGGGAUGAUAUUAUAACAAGUCGUCACUCGCUUCUUGGUGCUAUGACAAAAUUGCUACAAGAAGAUAUGCACUUCGUUGAAAUCAAAAGCUCGUUGGAACGUGAUGGUUUACUUAAAAUGGCUUCGGCGGCGAGAGUUCAAGGCAAUUUUGAAGUUGCGCGUGUUUGUCUCAAUAAAACGAGGCAAUCAAAACUUCAUGACAUUAAUGAAUUGGGUUAUCAUCAGUUGAAACUUAAUCUUCAGGAAGCUUUGACAACUGCAAACGCUGAAAAAAAAUUAAAUAUCUUGCUGGCAAUGACGGAUGAAUUUAAAAAAAUUCAGAUUAGCGACAUGGAAACUAAAAUAAAAAAUCGCGUAACAGAAAGUGAAACAUAUGCUACAUUGGCAGCUGUACUUGAUGAUGAUGAAACUCGUGAUUUAUCGCGUUCUCUUCAACUUCGUAAAUCACGCUUUAUCGUUGAAGGUUAUGAUCUUUUAAAAGAUACAGCAGAUCAAGCUGCUUUACACCUCAAGCCCUUGAACAGAGCCAAAAUUUUUGUUAAAUUUGCAAAAUUCUGUGAUUAUUACUUACGAAAUUUAGAAUCGACUGAUGGAGAUCAAAAAGAGGUUUCUUUUGAUAGUGAAUUGUACGCAUCUACAGUUGUUCAAUAUGUUUUAAAAGCAAUGGCAGAGUGUUCAAAGGAGGCAUCAGAAUUAUUUCCAAGAUUACUUCAGAUAAUUAGCAUUUAUGAUAAUACACAGUCGACUUUUAAACAAACGGUAUCGUCAUUUGGCCCUACGUGGAAAUUUAUUCGCUGGAUUCCUCAAAUCGUCGCCAUUUUAGACAAGCCUAUUGCUCAAUGCGUUUUUCCAAUCUUGUACAAUCUGGCAGAGCAAUACCCCAAAAGCCUAUAUUACCCAUUGAAAAUUAGUAGUGAACAUUAUAAUUUUGAUGAAAAAUCUAAAGAAUCGGAAAUUAACAAGUCAAGAGUUCAAAUUCUCAAACAAAAGAUAAAGUGUGACAUGACUGAUACUUUAAUUGCGGAAUUACAAAGGCUCACUGAUUCAGAAAUUCAUUUUGGCAAUUGGGUCCAGUCAAUUUGGCGUCAUGCGGAUAAUUUGAUAAAAUUUUGUGGAAUUGAUGGAUCUGAAUUAGCAAAAUUCGUUCAACCUGAAUUUAGAAAAACGAUUUGGGAAUAUUACGUGAAAAAUAUAAAGCGUGGUGAAAAGAAACCAUCAUCUGCUACAAAUUUACUUAAAUCGUAUUCUAAGUGGCUUGCAGAUUUUUCUUCAUCAAAUUGCGAUGAAAUGAUUGAAAUACCAGGUCAAUAUGAUGGAUUAGGCAUUCCGGAUCCUAGCCGACAUAUAAAUAUCGCCUAUUUUGAUCCUAAGAUUUUGGUUUUAAGAUCUUUAAGGAAGCCUAAAAGGAUUGUUAUAAUUGGAACAGAUGGUAAAGAAUACCCUUUUCUAGUGAAAGGAGGAGAAGAUUUACGAUUAGAUCAAAGAGUUCAACAAUUAUUCACAGUUAUGAAUGAGUUAAUGCGCAAAGAUUAUUUUUGUUCUCAGCGUAAAAUUGAAUUGAUUACAUAUAAGGUUGUUCCUAUUACCGGUAGCUUAGGGAUAAUUGAGUGGAUAAAUGACACUAGGCCAUUACGAUCAUUUAUUGAGAAUGAACUUUCCGAUCCUUCCGAAAUUGAUAAUACUCAAUUCGAGCAUGACAAUUGGGCUCCCAGAGAUGAUAUUAUUAAACACCUAAGGACUUUACAUAGCAUGCUUAAUAGAAACCUAUUAAAAACAGCAUUAUAUAAACUUGCUGCAUCUCCUGAAGUUCAUUUAGCAAUUCGUAAUGAAUUCGUUAAAAAUCUAGCUGCAAUAAAUAUUUGUGGUUAUUUAAUUGGAAUUGGUGACCGUCACUUGGAAAAUUAUUUAAUUGAUCUUACCAAAGGGUCAUUAAUUUCCAUUGAUUUUGGUCACGCAUUUGGCUCUGCGACUGAAACACUUGAAGUUCCAGAGUUGGUACCAUUCCGACUUACCAAACAAUUUGAAAGUGUAAUGGAACCGCUCGGUUCACGGGGCCUUUUGGAGUAUCCAAUGACAAAAAUAAUGCAAACUAUGCAAGCACACAAAGAUAUAUUACUUAAUGCAAUGGAAAUCUUUGUUAAAGAGCCAUUAUUGGAUUGGCAAACUAGAGCAAGGAAUCAAGCACGACAACAAAAGAAUGAAGGAAGUGGUGAAAUCGAUGAAAUUUCUCAAACUGCAGAAUGGUAUCCACGUCAAAAAUUAGACAUUGCUAGGCGCAAACUCGAGGGUGAAAACCCUGCUUAUCUUGUUUGUGAAGAGUUGGCGUUUGGACAUUCAAAAAAAUCAUUCAUUGAAAGCAUUCAGGCAAUUGCUAGAGGUAAUCGGGAACAUAACAUUCGAGCUUACGUACCCCAAAAGUGUGAUAGUAUCAAAGAACAAGUUGAAUGUUUAAUUGAUUUGGCAACUGAUCCUGUUGUUCUUGGUAUUAUGUGGAUUGGAUGGAUGGGUUGGCUUUAA